This is a messenger RNA of Phytophthora nicotianae INRA-310, 1136 nucleotides long. RefSeq names its product protein-L-isoaspartate O-methyltransferase. Gene Ontology annotation, biological process: protein modification process. NCBI's taxonomy places the organism in Eukaryota, Oomycota, Peronosporomycetes, Peronosporales, Peronosporaceae. The transcript is spliced from 2 exons. Gene Ontology annotation, molecular function: protein-L-isoaspartate (D-aspartate) O-methyltransferase activity. The record is from RefSeq and is a predicted model, not a curated record. Gene Ontology annotation, cellular component: cytoplasm. The coding region runs from base 221 to 946 and encodes 241 amino acids.
CUUGAGCUGCUUGUUCUUCCCCAUGGCUGUGUCUACUGCUCAAGACCCCGUCGAAAGUUCUUGUCCAUUACCAUGCUAUCAGCCAAUCAUCUUGAGCCCGAAUGUAGGUUAACCUAUACUCAACCUAGAUACCUACAGCUCAAGUUGACUGUUAAAUCUGAUAACGAGAAGAACAGUAAAGAGGACGACCUUCUCGUCGCUUCUGACGCUGCUGCUGGCCAUGGCGUGGCGCUGCAGCGCUCUAUCCAAUGACGGACUGGUGGACAACUUGGCGCGCGCCGGGAUCGUGCAGUCCCAGCGCGUGAUCCGCGCCAUGAAAGCCACAGAUCGUGCACAGUACGUGACUUCACCGAGUGAGAGUGGCGACCCAGAAACUCGUUCAGUAUCACCCGCACAAGCCUAUCAGGACGCACCUCAGAGACUUGGAUACGAGCAGACAAUAUCAGCGCCGCAUAUGCACGCGUACGCACUGGAGUUGGCGGAUGUAGCCUUGCACAGCAUCGAGCAUCCUCGUGUGCUGGACGUCGGCGCUGGAUCGGGAUAUCUGACAGCUUGUCUAGGCCACCUCGUGGAUCAAGAAGGAGGCAGAGUUUUCGGGAUUGAGCGCAUCCCACAACUGGCACAACUGGCAAAAAGGAACAUUGAACGAGCUGACGGGGACCUGGUGCGCCGAGGCGUAGUCUCGGUUGAGCGUGCCGAUGGAUGGACAGGGCUGCCGAAUGAAGCCCCGUUUCACUUUAUUCAUGUUGGGGCUGCUGCGGUUGAGCCUCCACGAGCACUGAUGGAGCAGCUGGCGGAGGGAGGGAGACUGGUGGUACCUGUGGGUGAGCAAGGUGCGAAUCAAGUGCUGAUGGAGAUUCAACGUACGGAUAAGGAGACGUUCACGAGGCGUGAGCUCAUGGGAGUGUCGUAUGUUCCGCUUGUGCGACAGCGUACGGAGCUCUAGGAAUGCUUCGCUAUAUCACAUGCUUCUGCGGAUUUAUCAUCGUAAUGAGAAGCCUUGAAAGUUUAAAACUUACUGUACUUUGAGAUCCCUUGUUACUCUUGUUCUUAUUUUUAGUUUUGUCUAAUUUUUACUAUGCUGGGUAGUAACUCCGAGGAAUUAAUAGAUCAACAAAACUUCAUUCGUUCCAGAA